AUGAAGGUCACCAACCCAAUUAUCCCGGGAUUCGCUCCCGAUCCAACUUUAGUCGUCCACAAUGGCACUUACAUUCUCGUCAACUCUUCGUUCCACGUAUUCCCUGGGUUGCCCAUCUACACUUCGACAAACCUCGUGAAUUGGGAGCUGAAGGGCCAUGCCUUAAGCCGACCCACGCAGCUGUCUCUUUCCAACGCCUUUACAAAAUUCAUCCCUCUGCCUCAUGGCAUCCCACUCAUAAUCACCGGCGGUCUGUUUGCACCAACGCUUCGUCAUUUCAAAAACAAGUUCUAUGUUGUGUGUACAUAUGCCUGGGAGAAUGCCGAUGGGGCACACGAGUUCCAGAAUUUCAUACUUAGCUGUCACGAAGACUUGAUAUUUUCAGAGGACGGCUGGUCAGAUGCGGUGCCAUUCGAGUUCCCGGGUAUUGAUCCAGGAUUGUUCUUCGAUGAGAUAUCCGGAAAGGCAUAUCUUCACGGAUCUUACCGAACUGGGCCUCCAUGGGCACCAGAUUGCUCGAUUCGUCAGUUCGAAAUCGACGUCGAGACCGGUACAUCUUUAUCAGAGACGAAAUUCCUCUGGAAGGGGGCCGCCGGAAAAGACGAUGCUGAGGGGCCACAUAUUUACUCCAAAGAUGGCUGGUACUAUCUGUUGACCGCCGAAUCGUCGACCUUUGAGGGUCACCAGAUCAAUAUGGCGAGGUCCAAAGACAUCUGGGGGCCUUAUGAGGGCUGUCCGAACAACCCUUUGUUGACUGCAUUCGAGAAGGACGAAGCUGUUCGCUGGACUGGCCAUGGUGAUCUGUUUCAAGAUGCUAGGGGAAACUGGUUCUGCGUCCACCUCGGAAUUCGACACGACAAUGACAAAAUUCAACGUCAUCCACUAGGCCGCGAAACUUUUCUCACCUCAGUGGACUGGCCCGAGGAUGCAUGGCCCAGGAUUUCUCAGACAAAGCUGAGCCUAGAUCUCGACCUAGAGGAUGGACCGAACGCAGGACAGCACGAUGUGUUCCAGGGUUUCAAUCAGCAAGUUGAGGAUCUCUACAUUCGCACUCCCAUUCCUCAAAACUACUCAUAUUCUGCCAAGGACAAUACCUAUCAUUUGUGCGCCCAGACAUCAACCCUAGCUAGCCCAUCUGGCACAUCCACAUUCGUUGGCCGCAGGCAAAGAUCUCACUCAGGGUCAGCUUCAACAACGAUACACCUGUCUUCCAAAGGGCCGGAAGGACUACCACUGGUCGGUCUAGCAGUAUACAAGGAUAGUCUGAGGCAUGCAGUCAUCCAGAUCGAUCCGCAAGAGCGCAAGGUAUCUUCCAUCUUGGUGGCAAUCAAGGACCAGAAGCCCGAGUCGAUCGAUUUAGGCUCGGCUGCUUUACCCAAGUCGGCCGAGGCAGUUGAACUCCGCAUUGAGACUGAACCCGAUAAAUAUGAGUUCCUCUGGAGAGUCAAGAGUUCCGAGAAAGGAACCGGGUGGCAAAGUCUCGGAAAAGUUGACCCCGUCCUGCUUUCGGGCUACGACAUGACGGGCACUUUGUAUGGCAUCUUCGCAACUUCGGACAGCACACCGGGCUCUACAAGAGAUCAAUGGGCGCAAUUUGAGGGUUUCGUGAUUGAAUAG
Colletotrichum fioriniae is the source of this 1617-nucleotide messenger RNA. RefSeq lists its product as uncharacterized. NCBI's taxonomy places the organism in Eukaryota, Fungi, Ascomycota, Sordariomycetes, Glomerellales, Glomerellaceae. Gene Ontology annotation, biological process: carbohydrate metabolic process. Gene Ontology annotation, molecular function: hydrolase activity, hydrolyzing O-glycosyl compounds. The record is from RefSeq and is a predicted model, not a curated record.